GGGCUCUCACCGAAUCCGCGCUCUACAUCCAUACAUCGAUCCCGUAGUAGGUUUUAAUACUGACCACGUGUAUAAUAAGUGCCUGUGUAUCAACCAUCAUACGUUGCCUGAGCAUCGUAUAUAACUACCUCAUCUGCAGACCAUCUGUUUAGCCUUCUCCCCCAACGCAACAUUGCCCAAAAGCAAGCGGCUCGUUUCCACUGCAGCUGACCACAUCUCGAAAUCAAUGGAAGCAGCAAAAGACAUGCAAAUCCAGGAAAUGAAAGCCCCUCGUUUGGUAAUGUUCCCACUCCCAUUUCAAGGACACAUAAAUCCCAUGAUUCAACUGGCCACUCUCCUACACUCCAAAGGAUUCUCAAUCACCAUAAUUCACACUCACUUCAACGCUCCCAAUCCAUCCAACUUCCCCAACUUCCACUUUGAGUGCAUAUCGGACGGAUUAUCGAACGAUCAGGCAUUAAACUUGGAACCCUUAACCCUUGCUUCCAUCCUCAACGAAACGUGCCAAGUACCCUUCGAGGACUGCUUGUCUCGGCUGUUAUCGGACGGCACGGAUGGCCUGAUUAAGUGCAUCAUCACCGAUGUAGUCUUACAUUUCACUGGAGCCGUCGCCAAGAAGUGGGGGCUGCCGAGGAUUGUCCUACGCACCAACAGUGCCAGCUCUUCUGGGGCAGUUGCAGCUUAUAAGCUUAGGCAAGAAAAGGGAAACAUUUCCAUCAAAGAUCAACAGCCGGAUGCCCUAGUGUCGGAGUUUCUGCCCCUCAGAAUCAAGGAUCUCCCUGACUACAGCUUGACGGAUCCGGAGAUGUUGGAGCGAUUGGUGGCCAACGUGAAGAACAGCACAAAGGCCUCUUCGGGUUUCAUCGUGAACACAUUUGAUAGUAUUGAAGCAAGUGCAUUGGAGAAAUUUAGAAAAGGUUAUCAUCCCCUUCCGAUCUUUGCAAUUGGCCCACUACAUAAAUUCUCGCCAGGAGCUUCAAACAGCUUGCUAAAACAAGACCACAGCUGCAUUACUUGGCUAGACAAGCAGGCACCACAUUCCGUCAUGUAUGUCAGCUUCGGGAGCUUAGCUUCUAUUAAUAAAACAGACGUGGUGGAGAUAGCUUGGGGGCUAGCCAAUAGUGACCAGGCCUUCUUGUGGGUGGUCCGGCCUGGCUCCAUACGUGGCGACGAUUGGGUCGAACUGCCAGAAGGGUUUGAAGAGAAGACACGGGAGAGGGGCUGGAUCGUUAAGUGGGCCCCACAACAAGAAGUGUUGGCCCACCCAUCAGUGGGAGGAUUUUGGACACACAAUGGUUGGAAUUCUACAUUGGAGAGCAUCUGUGAAGGGGUCCCCAUGUUAUGCUGUCCUUAUUUAUGGGACCAAAAGGUAAAUGCUAGGUAUGUGAGCUAUGUUUGGAGGGUGGGAUUGCAAUUAGAGAAUGGGUUCGAGAGAGGUGAGAUGGAGUGGGCCAUAAGAAGGUUGAUGGUGGAGACUGAAGGGAAAGAGAUAAGAGAGAGGGUAAGUGGGCUAAAGGAAAAUGCAAUUAGUUGUUUAAGGAGAGGAGGUUCUUCGCACGAGUCAUUGGAGAGUUUGAUUGAUCUUAUUAUGUCAUUUUAAAUGCCUCCUUUCUGUAUAAUAAUUCAUUUGUAUUUUCAUUAUAUGGCCAAGCCACAACAAGAUGUAUGCGUAUCAAAUAGAGUUCUGUUUCAGUGUAACCAUAUUCCUUUGAUAUUAAAUAGUGCACUGAUUGAAAUUUAAGCUCUAUGUGAACAUUCAAGACAACUUCUUUCC
This is a messenger RNA of Magnolia sinica, 1774 nucleotides long. Its product is annotated as UDP-glycosyltransferase 76B1-like. Gene Ontology annotation, molecular function: UDP-glycosyltransferase activity. The record is from RefSeq and is a predicted model, not a curated record. The coding region runs from base 227 to 1600 and encodes 457 amino acids. Lineage: Eukaryota; Viridiplantae; Streptophyta; Magnoliopsida; Magnoliales; Magnoliaceae. The transcript is spliced from 2 exons.